AAUUGGCAGCACUGCAAAAAGUCGGCAUUUUUUCGGCUGGUCACAUAAAGAAUUAAUUAUUUUUUCCAUUAAAAGAGAAUAAGUAUUUUAAAUAAUUAUUAUUUGCAAUUAAACAAGUGGAAACAAGAAACGAAAAUGUCAUUUGGUGGCCAAUCAAAUGCCUGGCAGCGCAACAUGAUGCAGGGGCAUCCACAAUCGACGAAUUCCUUUCAACAAUAUGGUUUUCAGAACAAUAUGGCUUCUGCAUUUCAUGGAGGAGGAGGUGGUGGUGGCGGCGGAGGCGGUGGUGGCGGAGGAAAUAUGUACCCUAAUUCAGGUGAUGGAGGCAUGGGAGGCGGUUCUGUACAAUAUCCCAUACGAACUGGUUUAAAUCCAGUUGCCUUUCAAGGUAGUGGUAUGGGUGGAGGAGGCGGUGGUGGUGGUAUGCAACAACAAAAUCGCCACUAUAAUUCUAUUGGAACAAUCACCAAGAUCAGCAAUGAUUGUGGUUUGGUCAACAACGAAGUGUUUUUCUAUCGCAAUGUGUGUAAAGGACCUGAACCAAAACUGGGAGAUCGGGUGAUAUUCGAGGCCAGCUUUUCGAAUAGUGGCCAAUUCAAAUGGAACGCCACCCAGAUACAGUUGAUGCCAUCUAAACCGCCCAUGAUGAAUCAAAUGGAUACCGGUUAUGGUAGUCCGGGGCCGAUGUCUAAUGACUAUCCUCGAGGAGGAGGAGGUGGUGGUCAAAUGCAGAGACAUCCCUCGCCCAAACGAAUGCCGGCCCUAUCACCCAUUCGUCAUGACCGUGGUGAUCGUCGGGGUGGUGGUGGUGGUGUAGGAGAAAGAGAUAGACAUCGCCGUUCCUGGGAUCGCGAAGAUGAUGAACACGAACGCAAAAGACGUCGUGAUGACAGGGAUCGCAUCAGCCGAGAUCGCAAUAAUUCACUUAAUCGUGGCGGUGUUGGAGGAGGUGGUGUUGCUGCUAGAGAAAGAGAUCGUGAUGCGAGACGUAAUGAUCGAGAACGUGACAGAGAUCAACAUCAUGAACGGGAACGUGAACGUGGCCGUGAAAGGGGAGAGCGAGGCGACAGGGUCGAGAGGGAACGUGAACGUGACCGUGAUAAGGAGCGGGAAAAGGAACGUGAGAAGCCCCGUGAUGCUGUGGAGAAGAAUCAAAGUUUGGUGCCCAAGGGUGGCAGAACUCGGGCCUUACGCCGUUACAUGAUCCAAAUACCUAAACAUCUGUUGGCGCUCAAAUAUGCCGAUAUACAAGCUCUGCGUAAUCGUUAUUCCUCACUUUAUAUACCAUCGGACUUUUUCCAUGCCAAUGUCAAGUGGACUGAAACUUUUACACCCGACAAUCCGUUCUCUUUGCGGCGUCCCUGCCAAUUCCAUUUAAUGGAUAAAAAUGCUGAAUCACCAUUUGAUCAAAAUCAAGAUGAACUAGAACCAGCCGAUGCUGAUUAUGUCUAUUCGGCCAAAGUCAUGCUGCUAUCGUUACCACCAAUCGCUGAAAUCUAUAGGAAAUGCUUUGAAAACAAUGAAGAAGAUUUGGAUCAUCAGCCGAUACAUUUGUCACGUAUUGCUAGUUUUUUGGUUGGUUUGAAGGGUUCCAAAGAACCAAUGGCCAUUGGUGGGCCAUGGUCACCAUCAUUGGAUGGUGAAAAUCCCGAUACGGAUCCAUCCGUUUUGAUACGUACAGCAAUACGUACAUGCAAAGCAUUGACAAAUAUCGAUUUGUCCAAUUGUACGCAAUGGUAUCGUUUCAUGGAAAUCUACUAUCAUCGUUCCGAGUACAAGAACAUGGAGAAAGGUGGACCGCCUCGUGUUGAAACUGUGGUUAUAUUCCUGCCCGAUGUCCACUCAUGUAUGCCUUCGGUAGCUGAAUAUAAUACCAUUAGUGGCCUGUACAAGGCCACUGCUGAGAAAAUCAUUGCUCGACGUGCCACUGCGGCAAACAAGGCCAUUGCUGCAUCCGGUAAUAAUGCGGGUGACAAAAAUCAAUCCUCUGGAAAACCAGCUGAAGGAAACAAUGCCGAACAGAAUACAGGAGGCAGUGAAGAAGAUGCUGCUGCUGCUGAUGAUGGUGAUGAUGAUAAUGGUGGGAAUAUGGAGGGUGAUGGUGAUUACAAUGACGAAGAUGCUGGGGCCAAUGAUGCCGGCGAAGGCGAUGAUGAAAACAACGUUGAUGGCCAGGAAGCGGAAGAGGAGGAGGGUAAUGAGCAUCCGGAUGAUCAAGCCAUGGACAUGGAUAAUUCCGCUGUUGAUGCUGCCGCCGAUGGUGAUGGUGAUGACUACGACGAAGCCAACCACCCGGAGGAUGGUGGUAACAACGAUGAUGAUGCUGAUGAUGACAUGGGCCACAAUGAGGACCAUGUCGCCGAGGCUGCUGACGAAAAUGAGGAACCCACCCCAGAGCCCACACAUUAUUCGUUGUUGGAUUUGAAAAAUAUGAAGGUUCAAGAAAUCAGAGAUGAGCUUUUGGCCCGAGAUUUAUCGGAUAAAGGUGUCCGCAACGUGGUCAUGGCCCGCCUGGCCAAGGCCUUGAAUACCGAAAAGAAGGAGGAAAUCAAGGCCAACAAUCGUGAGAAAUUCCAAAAACAACAACAUCAAAAGAAUUCAGCCAAAAAAUCAACAGCUGAUGCCCAGCCGGACAAGGAUUCAUCGAAAAAUGAUGAUAGCAAAACGGAUUGGGCCGAUGCCAUUGAUUUUGAGAUGAGCGAUAUUGUUAUAUUGGAUGAAUAUGAUGCCAGCAAGAACCAGGAGGACAAGGAAAUGUCCAGACGAGAAAAGGCCAAACUUAUUCGCCGCUAUACACUGCCAUCAACCCCCCAAAUUGUGGUGCAUCCCAACAAAUUGGCCAAGGGUGGUAGUUUUGAUUGUGCCCUAAUGACGCUGCAAGUUUUGAUGGACUAUCAUCAUGCCGAUACCAAGGAGAGGAUAUUUGAGUUGUCGCUGUUUGCCGAGCUCUUCAAUGAAAUGUUGAUGCGUGACUUUGCCUUUAACAUUUACAAAGAGAUACACAUUUACAAUAGUAAGGAGCACAGCAAUGAGGAUAAUGGCGAGCCAGCCAAUGGAGAAGAAACCAAGACCGCAGAUGGUGAACAAACUUCAGCUGAUGCCAAAGCAGUUGGUGGUGGUGGUGAGAAGGAAAGCGAAAAAUCCGAUGACAGCAAGUCAAGAAAACGACGCACAAGUACCAAGGAUGCCCAAGACGGUGACAAGUCCGAAAGACCACCACCCAAACGUCGCAUGAGUACCAUUGAUGGCCGUGAAUUGGCAAUUGCCAGCGAUGAUAAUAAGAAGUCACAAAGUCGUAACAGUGCCGGAGAUGCGGACGACAACAAAUCCUCAUCUACGGAAAGUAACAAAAAAGUUGUGGUGGCCAAGCCACAUUUACUCUUAUCAUUCCUCUAUUUCGAUUCCACACACUGUGGCUACAUUUUCGAGCGUGACUUGGAAGAUUUGUUUAUGGUGUUGGGUUUGAAUCUAUCGCGAUCACAAAUCAAAAAAGUUUUGUCAAAAAUUGGUAAUCGUACGAUGGUGCAUUAUCGCAAACUUACGGACAAAAAGGAAUCGACCGAUGCCUUGGCCAAAAUUGAAGAUGUCGAUGACUUGGAGUUGGAGGAGUUGAAAGAUAUUGCCGCUGGCAAUAAUAAAUAUGAAUUUGUAUUUGCUGAGGCUCAUCACGGCAAUUAUGCCAUACCCAUUGAGGGCGAUGAGAAUAAUCAAUCUGAUCUAGUUCAUUACAACGGUGCUGUCAUCCAUAUUGGCAAAUUGAUGGAACAAAUCAAACGUACGGAAAAAGAAUUAUCCGACACCGAAAAGCUAUACAAUGAUCUAGUGAAAGAGCACAGCGAUAUGCAAAAGGAACAUAGCAAGGCAAAAUCCAAAAUUAAGGAUUUAUUGGAAGAUUCCAAGAGUUUGAGAAGGAAGUUGACCGAUACAAACCAGGAACUUUAUACCCUGACGCGUAAAUAUCGGGAUCAAAACUCAACCCUUUUGUACAUCUACACCCGGGUUGAGCCCUAUUUCUCCAAGGACAAGGAUAAGGAAAAAGAUUCCAAAACUGAGAGCUCACACAAGGACAAGGAUGACAAAAAGAAGGACGACAAAGAUUCCGAAAAGGACAAACACAAGGAUAAACAUUCGGAUAAGGACCACUCUAAAGAAAAAUCCAAAGAUAAAGAUGGCGAUAAGGAAAAGUCCUCUUCGAAAUCCGAAAAAUCCAAGGAAAAAACUAAGGAAUCAGAAAAAGAAAAAUGCAAGGAUGAUGGAAAGGAAAAGUCUGCAGUAAAAGAGGAAAAAGUUGAGGCCAUGGAAACAGAGACCAGUGAUGAAAAGUCUAAAGAAGAAGAAGUGAUUAAAAAAGAAACCGACAAACCUGCAGUCAAAAAGGAAGCAGAAACUCCAAAAAAAGAGGCUGAAGAAAAGGAAGCACCCCCACCAACCAAAAAAGAGGUCGAAAAACCCAAAGAAGAAAAGAAAGUUGUCAAACCCCCUGUUGCUGCUGCUGCUCCUCCAACCAAAGACAAUGAAACGGCGGCAAAGGAAGAUAAAACCGAUGUUAAGGAAGCUGUAACUUCGCAGGAAAAGGAAAAAGAAAAACCCAAGAAACCUGAGGUAGAAAAGAAAGAAACCACUGUGGCCAAAGCUGCGCCAGCAGCUGUGGCAAAAACUGCUCAACCUAGCAACACAACAAAUGGGGCCAAGGCCACACCAAGCAAGCCAGCGACGGCGCCUGCUGCCAAGGCCACACCCGCCAAACCAGCAGCUGCUAAGACUCCUGUCACAAAGGCCACACCAGCCAAGACAGCUGGAGCCAACAAACCAGGAGCCGGCACACCCGCCAAACCUGCUGCCAAAACGACAACAACUCCCGCUAAACCAGCUGCUGGCGGCAACAAGGCCACACCCGGAAAAGUGAAUCCUAAUGCUAAGAAACCUGCAGGAACUGCAAAUAAGAAACCAAACACAGAUAAUUCUCAGAAGUAAAAAUGCAAAUAAACUACGUCACAUACACACCCCUAAGAUUUCGCACUGAUUGAAUUGAGUUUUUGGAAAACUUGUAGCAUUUUAGCCAACAACCCAUAAUUCUUACUUUUUCUCAUUUAAUGUGUACUAGUACCCCACUACAUUUUACUUGCUCUCGGUGUAAAGAAUUAACAUGAAAUAUAUUAUUAAUAUUAUUAUUCAUAGACAACAACAAAGAAAAAAAAGAACGUUUGAACAAAUUUAUUAUAUAAAAUAAAAAUAUAUAAUAUUAUUAAAAAUCUAA
Molecule: messenger RNA, 5257 nt
Organism: Musca domestica (house fly)
Lineage: Eukaryota; Metazoa; Arthropoda; Insecta; Diptera; Muscidae
Product: cell division cycle and apoptosis regulator protein 1
Exons: 11
Coding region: 136-4974 (1612 amino acids)
Biological process (GO): regulation of DNA-templated transcription
Cellular component (GO): nucleus
Source: RefSeq, a predicted model, not a curated record